UCUGUGUUAUUCCUCUCAGGUUCAGUAUCGAGCGGUCGGGCUCUUCUUUGCUGGAGAUGCGAGCCGGUCAAACUGCCAGAAUGUCCUGCACCAUCGUCCCUCCGUCAGCUCUUCAGUCUGUCCACAUUCAGUGGACUAAAGAUGGACAGAUCCUCAGUGACUCCAGGUAUGUCCAACAUACGGACGGCACGCUGAUGGUCAGCUCUCUGAAGUCUUCAGACUCUGGUGUGUACACAUGUACAGCCUCCACUCAGCAGCAGCUGGAGCAGAGACAGCUGCAGCUCAGAGUCCAGGCCGACCUGAAGAUCACCACAGCUCCCAAUAACAUCCAGGUGUCUGAAGGCAGCACCGCUCAGCUCCCCUGUGUGGUGUCAGGAGACAACGUCAACAUCGGCUGGUCCAGAAACGGUGUACCUGUGCGUCCAGACGGUCGUAACAUCCUGAUGUCCUCUGACGGCAGUCUGAUCCUGAAUAACGUAAAGCCUUCAGACGAGGGAACUUACACCUGUAACGCUUACACUGGCAUCUACUCUGUGAGCGCCACGGCUGAAGUUCGAGUCACUAAAGACACACACCAAGGUGUUGAUGUGCCUCCAGAAUGCGUCGACCAGCCCGAGCUUGCCAACUGCGAGCUGAUCGUUUACGCCCGACUUUGCUCUAACUCGUAUUACUCCAGUUUCUGCUGCGCCAGCUGCACCAGGCACUUGCAGAGGAACGACAGGUUCGGUCGGCUAGGCUGAAGCCGCCGAGCGUUUUAAAAACUGUGGGACACGUGGAAAAGAGGGAUACGGAGGAGCGCUGGUGUUUGAGACACUGAAGCUGAUUUUGGAGGAUUGUGAAAACCUUCCACCACUGAACUUUUGCCAAAAGGACUCAAACACUAAAAUCUGACCAGGUUGUGCAGAAUCACAAUUCGAGAAUG
Molecule: messenger RNA, 922 nt
Organism: Plectropomus leopardus (leopard coralgrouper)
Lineage: Eukaryota; Metazoa; Chordata; Actinopteri; Perciformes; Serranidae
Source: RefSeq, a predicted model, not a curated record